AUUGCUUCUCCCAAGAAGAGGGAGAAGGUGUCUUGCAGAGAAGGAAACAACUAGAAAAAGCUUCUUUCUCUGAUUUGAGAUAUAUAAUUAUUUAAUUAAUUUAUAAAUAUAUUCGGAGGGACCGAAGAGGUUUCUCUUUCACAAUUCACAAACGCAAACGAUCGAUCGGCUUUUUAUGUGUUGAUUUGCUUUUGAAUCGAUCGGAUAAUCUCCGUUUCUCAGAGUGUCAGAGAGAAGAGGAAGAAGAUGGUGGCUGCAAAUAGGGAAAUGGCGGUGUACUGCUUUGAUACUCUUGUCGCUCACUACAACAGUGAGGAGGCUCCACCUCCGGCCUUCGAUGAAGGCCAACACCCAUUGUUUGUCACUUGGAAGAAAGUGGUCAAUGGUGGGGAGCCUCGUUUACGUGGGUGCAUCGGAACUUUGGAAGCCCGUUGCUUAAUUAACGGCUUCAAGGACUAUGCUUUAACAAGCGCUUUGAGGGACCGCAGAUUCCCCCCUAUACAAGCUAAGGAAUUGCCUUCUUUAGAAUGUACAGUUUCAGUGUUGACUGAUUAUGAAACUGCUAAUAACUACCUUGAUUGGGAGGUUGGAAAGCAUGGAAUAAUUAUUGAAUUUACUGAUCCUGACUAUAAUACUAGGCGAAGCGCUACAUAUUUGCCUGAGGUGGCUGCACAUGAAGGUUGGACUAAGCUGGAGGCCAUCGACUCCCUGAUGCGUAAAGCUGGGUACAAUGGUGCCAUCACCGAGUCACUCCGGAAGCGUAUAAAGCUGACCAGCUACCAAAGUACAAUAUUUACCAUGAGUUAUAGUGACUACAUCAAUUAUGUCAAGGCAACCAGGGGUACAGCCCCGACUAUUCAUGGAGCUAAGCCCAUUGGCCAUUGAUUGUUCCAAGCAGUUUUUGCCAUGUUGGCUGGACUGUUUGGCCUAAACAAAAGAGUUAUUUCAAACACCUAUUGGGUUGGAAUCAUUUCUUUUAAUCCACCCAAGUUUCAAUCAUUUCAGUAACCUGUUUAUAUCAUUCUUCAAUUUCAUUUGAUUUUGGAGAAGGUAAGUGUCUGUCAUCCUUGAAUCUAAGUUUAUCUGUGUUUUUCAUGUGUAUUGUCAAUGUUUUGGCAGCUUUGGUUAAAGCUGUCCUGUUGUAAAAUUACUUCAAAUUAUCCCAGGGCGUUUUUAUAUCUCUAA
Messenger RNA from Tripterygium wilfordii, 1185 nucleotides. RefSeq lists its product as uncharacterized. Bases 247 to 885 code for a protein of 212 amino acids. The transcript has 5 exons. The record is from RefSeq and is a predicted model, not a curated record. NCBI's taxonomy places the organism in Eukaryota, Viridiplantae, Streptophyta, Magnoliopsida, Celastrales, Celastraceae.